GAAACCCUAAUAAGUUCGCGACGAGAGCUCGCUGGCGAAGGCAUCGACGGGAAAGCGUAAAUCCUACCAAACAGGCCCUUAGAAGAUUGGUUUUAAAAAUUUCAGAAGGAAUACAUCCUAGUACGCGACCCACUGGAGAUGCCGACAAGCGGUGGCGACAGCGGAGGUCGGCGUGGCGGCCAGAUCAAGCGUGAAUCGCUGAUAACGAGAGCGGUCAACUCAGUAUUCUCUUUUGUCCGCUUGGCCGAGUUCGAGAUCCUUUUCUUCGCUUUCUUCGUAAUCGCGUUCCUCAAAUUCAAGGAUUUGAAUUGUAAAAAUAUAUUGAUGCAGAUCUCACGCCCUGAGUACAAUCAGAUCUUUGUGAAGAAGCCUAUCGAUGACAACAACCCAUGGCCUUACUGAGUCUACUUGACUCUCAGUAGCUGCAGUUGCAGCAGCAUAAAUGGCGUCAGCCUUUUCCUCACCAGUGGAUGUUUUUACAUGCAAGUUCUGUAAGCAGCUAUAAUCCUUUAAACCACACCACGCCUCUCUCUCUCUCUCUCUCUCUCUCUCUCUCCAACCAAAUUGGACUGUAAAAAGAAUGAUCAGUAUGUGUGCUUUUUUGUAAAGAAUUUUGAUCCUUAAUGUUUCUUGUUGUGGAGACUCUUCAUACAGUUAUAAAAAUUUUAUCUUCACUCUCU
Molecule: messenger RNA, 680 nt
Organism: Dendrobium catenatum
Lineage: Eukaryota; Viridiplantae; Streptophyta; Magnoliopsida; Asparagales; Orchidaceae
Exons: 2
Coding region: 139-402 (87 amino acids)
Source: RefSeq, a predicted model, not a curated record